Canariomyces notabilis is the source of this 885-nucleotide messenger RNA. Its product is annotated as carbohydrate-binding module family 50 protein. The record is from RefSeq and is a predicted model, not a curated record. Bases 1 to 885 code for a protein of 294 amino acids. Gene Ontology annotation, molecular function: chitin binding. The transcript has a single exon. Lineage: Eukaryota; Fungi; Ascomycota; Sordariomycetes; Sordariales; Chaetomiaceae.
AUGGGUGCUCAGAUCUGCGAGCCGGAUCCUUUCAGGGCCCAGACAUUUGGCAUCUACGCAAACAACAAAGGUAACAUCUCGGCGGUCCAGGCCCUGGUCCGGGACUGGAGCACUGGCAUCUGCCUCUCAGAUUACGACCAAGAGGAGGUUCUGGAGGGCAAGACCGUCGGCAUCUUAUCUGCCAUCAAUAACAGCAAUGGCGAGCGCAAGAGGGAGGAGCUCCAUGCCCGAGCCACAUGCAGUUACGCCCAAGCAGGCCCCGGCGAUGGCUGCUGGGCAAUUGCGCAAAAGUGCAAAAUCUCUCAGGCCGACCUCAUCAGUUACAACGGGGGCAAGUCGGACUUCUGCAGCACCCUCAUAUCAGGCCAGUACGUGUCUUGCGGGGCGGGCACCCUGCCCGAUUUCUCGCCGCAGCCCAACCCGGACGGGUCAUGCAAGACUUACACCAUCAAGGCCGAUGACACGUGCGCCACCAUCGCCGCGGCACACCAGAUUUCCAACUAUACCAAGCUCGAGGAGGUCAACCAAAAGACCUGGGGUUUUGCCGGUUGCCGCUACAUCCAGCCCAGCCAGUACAUCUGCCUCAGCAGCGGCGAUCCGUCCAUGCCCGCCCCCUACCCGGACGCCGUCUGCGGGCCCCAGGUGCCCAGAACAGUGAGGCCGACCAACGGGACCGAGCUCGCCGACCUGAACCCGUGUCCGCUCAACGUAUGCUGCAACAUCUGGGACAACUGCGGGCUCAGGGAGGACUUUUGCAUCUAUGCCCCGGCCGACACGGGGGCGCCGAGAACGUCCACGCCAGGGAUCCACGGGUGCGUCUCAAAGUGCGGCAUGGACAUUGUCCAUUCGCUCAACGGGCCUCAGGAGUUCCGUGUCGUGGGCUAA